UAAGAAACGUCUUUGAGUCGUAAUAAAGGUGUAACCAUUUGACCUAAAUAGAAAAUGAAGCACUAACCUAAGAAUCUAACAUCAGACCCUCACCAUUAUUUAAUGUUAUUUGAAUCAUUUCCCACACUAAUAAUUCACCGGUGUAAAUUAUUAAAACCCCAGAGGCAGCAAAUGUGCUGCAGAAGCAGCAGCUACACUGCUUCCUUUCUCCAGCAGAUUUGCAUAGCAACGAUCAUAUUUGGUAAAUUUAUUAGUCAGAGUAGCAUCUUGGUCACUGUGGAGCAGGUAGAUGAAGACUAGGCGGAAAUCCAGCUGCAAAACAUUAAAGACCUCCUGCACUCUACUCACAUUCGUCCAUUUAAAGUCCUUCUGUGCUAAUGUAUAAAUAAUUCAGCUGCGUUUGAUGCCCUAAUAACCAGUCAGAGGUUAAUCAUAUCUGAGGAAAUGUCCAAGAUUAAUAGAGAUGGUCAGAACUAAAUGAAAAGAGGAAAGUGCUUAAGAUUUGAAAUAAAAGUACCAAAAGGGUAAACAUCUUGAGAAACAUCUUGAGGAUCCUUUUUACAGGUUGGGGUUGUUUGAGUCUUGUCUGGUUUUAAUAAAAGCCCUCAGUUUCUUAAUCUAAAAAAAGGAAACCUAUUAGGAAAGGUUUUGGUAAAAAAAAAAAAACACACAGUCACAAGGAGCACCCACCUUUGUAAGUCAGUGCGCCAAAAGACAUUGUCCUGUGUACAUCGGGAGCUGUGCAGCUGGUGCUAUUCUUACCACGUGCUUUACCCCGUCAGUGAUUUCGUCAUGGACAGCAAGUUAGAACAAAGAGAAAACGUGAAAUACUACUUAAGACCUCACACGUGAGUUUCUCUCCUGGAAAUGAUCUCGCUUCCGCACCCACCCUACUCUGUAAACUGUGCUCUCUUUUUUAUUUUAUUUUAUUUUUUAAACAGUUUGACUUUUUAAAUGGUGGAUCAACAGUGCUUCAGGGUGGAAGAUGGAUCCAGAACAACAGAAAACCAUUAACGUUUUUUAAAGUUAAAACCUCAUCUCUAUACUUGUCUAAAGUGAAAAUACUGAGCUUUUAUAUAUUUUUUUUAGUCUGCCAGCUUUUAUAACUGCGGCGUUGUGGUCCCUCUAGGCAUCAGGCAUCAUGAUGCUUUGCUAAUGGUUCAGUACACCAGAGAGAAUAUCUGUACGUUGAUGUCACAUGCCGGUUGUCGGUUGCUGCUGUUAAUCAAUUCGUAUUGAGGCUGCUAUUGGACAAAUUAGGGUAAGUGCGUAAUGAUGCGGCCUCAUGCUAAGAAAUGUUAAACACUGUAUUUCUGCAUUUUGUUAGCAAUGUAUCUGGCAAAUAAAGGGGGAAUCUUCUCUUUACAAACACAAACAUUAAAGUUGAAGUCCGGCCCAGAGAAGGGGAUGCCUCAGUUCUUGUUUCUGCAUCUGCUCACUGGCUGAAUUUGAAAAGUAGGAGGAGUUCCAUUGCUGCUGCAGCAUGCACUAGAAGGGAGGGAGAGAGGGAGCACAAAUACAUCAGUGCUAUAUAGAGAAGGAGGGAGGGAGUGAAACAGAGAGAGAGAGAGAGAGAGAGAAAAUAAGAGGAAGGAAGGGAGGGAGAGAGGGAGGAGGAAGGAAAGCGAGGCUGACUGUGCUCUCUGCACCGCAACACACACUCUCCCUCAUUACCAUUCCAGACACUGCCUUCUCCAAGGAGAACCCUUCGCUCUGUUUGAGAUGCCAAUCACCGCCGGCUGUCCUUUCAUCCUCGAUCACAAGCACUGAAAGCUCGGGAAAGUGGGAGCCCCUGCAGAGGCUAAGAGGAUUUCCCUGCUCUUGUCCGUCCGACCAAAGUUACUCUGCAACAACAAAAAAAAAAAAAAAAAGGAAAAUACGCACAUGGAUAAUGCUGUUUAGUAUUGCAAGAUUUUGAUUGGACCAUUUACGUUGUCUUACCUGCAGACUAAUCAGUGCUAAGAGGAAAGAUGGGGAUCCUUCAAUCAGAGUGGUAAGGACUUUACUUCCUCUUUCCUUUUUAUCAUCCACUUUGACGCCGACAUCGAUCUGUCCUGCUCCGUCACAGCUGCGCCUCAGAGGAAGUGAAGGAUAAAGGUGGGAGAUGUUCAUGUUGGUAGGUCCUGUCUGGUUACGUAUCGGAUCGUACAGUUACUAACUGUUUGAUUUGUCAUACCUCGGAUAUAGACUUUCUAUACAACCUGCGUACCAAAGGAUUUCCGUAGGCUGCGCAAAUGAGCGGAUCGUGUUCCUGCUGAGAUGGCAGACAUCAGGCAUGGGCACGUCUAUCCUGUCUGCCGGGGCCAGCAGCAGUCUGGGCAAGAUCUGCUGAGUUAGGCCCCCCCCCCCAGAGGAAAGCUUCCUCCAUCCUUGUGUGCCCACACACUCGUUUAACAAGAUGAACACAACUGAGCUGAACCAGAGCGCUGUGACAUUCUGCCUCCUGGACAUUGGUUACUCUCAGAUCCUUAACACGUGCCUGCUUGAAGUCAUCGUCAUCCUUUUUCUCACGGUGCUCAUCAUCUCCGGGAACUUAGUCGUUAUCUUUGUGUUUCAUUGCGCGCCUUUACUGAGCCACCACACCACCAGCUCUUUCAUCCAGACAAUGGCAUACGCUGAUCUGCUGGUGGGAGUAAGCUGCCUCAUCCCAUCCCUGUCUUUGCUGCACCAUCUGAAAGGGCUGGACGAGGAGCUUACCUGCAAGGUGUUUGGUUACAUGGUUUGUGUGCUGAAGAGCGUCUCCAUGGCCUCACUGGCGUGCGUUAGCGUGGACCGCUAUGUGGCCAUCACACGGCCUCUGUCCUAUGCGGCCUUGGUGACGCCGUGCCGUCUUCGUGCCUGCAUCGCUCUCAUUUGGCUCUACUCCUGCCUCAUUUUCCUGCCGUCCUUCUUCGGCUGGGGCAAGCCGGGGUAUCACGGUGACGUCAUCAAGUGGUGCUCGUCAUCCUGGACCACUCAGCCGUUCUUCACUGCCUUUAUCGUGGCAGCGCUGUACGCACCUGCAGCCCUCACGGUGUGCUUCACAUACGCCCACAUUUUCCGGAUAUGCCGCCAGCACACCCGACAGAUCAGCGAGCGCCGGGCGCGAUUUGGCCCGCAGGAAACGGAGCCAGGAGAACCGCCAGGCCCUGACAAGCGCUACGCCACUGUGCUCUUCCGAAUCACCAGCGUGUUCUACCUGCUGUGGUUACCCUACAUCAUCUACUUUCUGGUAGAGAGCGCUGGAAUAUACCACCAUCCCGCAGCCUCCUUUUUGACCACAUGGCUUGCAAUCAGCAACAGCUUCUGUAACUGCCUCAUCUACAGCUUGUCGAACAGCGCCUUCCGUAAAGGCCUCAAGCGCCUCUGUUUAAUCUGCAUAAAACGCACAGAUACCAAGAAACCCCCCGGAGGACCUCCAGCUCCUUCUCGCCCGGCGUGCCACGUGUAGCAGUGCUCAGUGCAGUCCGGACAGUGUCGGUUAUCGUGUGUCUCGCCCGCUUGUUAGUGGAAACACGCUUGUGUUGGCAUUUGGGUGGCAUUCCCAGGGCUCGUCCCAGAGUCUGGUUGAGGUAACAGUCACCUUAAACCCCAUUGAUGAAGGGGGUAAUUAGGGCUGCUGUUUUGUGCAGCGUUGAACAGCAAAUAUUUUAUGCAAAACGUGACGAACCAGUAAACAAAGUAAAGUGUAAUAAUUGAGUAUACAGAUCAACGGGGGGAAAGUACCUUAGUUUUUUAAACAAGUCAUAUGACUUAUCAAAGGAACAUCAUAUUAACACUGAUAGACCGUACCCAGAGAGAACUGACGUUCCCUUUGGGUUUUUUUUGGGACGUAAAAUGUUAUCAGAGAAACCUGUGACUAACCAUGUGCCACAUCUCCUCAUUUCUCCUGUUAGCUGCUUCGCGUUAGCGACACACGUUAUUGCAGAUUGUAUAACUUUGCCUCCGGUCACAGGACGAAUGUAUGAGCGGAUCAUCGAACAGACGAACCAUUCUGCCCGACUCCAGAUUGCACAAAGAUGCACUUUCUCACUGGAAGACACGGGACCUCACCGCAUCGUUCUUUCUCUCUUCAAUUUUGUGUUGUUAGGAAUAUUUUUUAGCACCACCAAUCGGUGAAAGCGGUUCCGGAUGAAGACCAGCCUCCCUUUUCUUUCUUUUUAAAAAAAAAUAAAGGCUCGCAUCCUCGGAGGCUUUUGACGUGACAUUUCUUUAUACGAUGCAGUUUAAGUGUAGCACAGCUGUCUUGGCAUGUUCGGUUUAUUUUCCCAAAAAAAAAAAAAACAUUUGAUGUGCUGUACGCCUUACGGCUAAUAAUUAUCUAAACAACAUUGCAUCAAUUACGGAUUACACUUAGUCGCAGAGCUCCUAGCUGUACACCUCGGGAACAACAGAACCCGAGAUUUGACGCAAAAAAACACACAUGGUCAAAGGACACGUUAAUACAAGCAAGCAAAAAACUAAUUAAGGGUCUGAUUUGUGCAAAAACAAACACAAAGGCUACAUGACUGUUUUUUCGCAAGUCUUCAGGAUUUCCUCUGUAUUAUUAUUAGUAUUAAUAUUAUUAUUAUUAUUAUUGGGACCUUUCUUCCUGUAUAUUUCAUAAUUUAUAUAUAUAUAUAUUUACCUGAAGGUGCCAAGAAAAUGGAGGACACUGGAAUCCACCUCCUCGUCGUUGUCGUCGUCGUCGUCGUGUCGUCGUAUCCCUGCUGUGAGCGUGAAGUCAAUUUGUUGUCACACUGGUCAGAACUUCAGCGGUACUGUUUUACUGUACAUAGCUUUUGUCCUCUACUCGACCGAACUCAAAUAUUUAACAGACUUUUUUUUUAUUAUUAUUCCUUCAAAAAAACCUAUUGAAUGAAGAUGCCAUGUUUGAGAACAUGUAUGCAACUGUGUCUCCUGUAGCGUGGGCUGCGUGCGCUUCGAAAGAAUCUAUUUAUUGUAUCGUUAUCGUUAUAAAAACUUGUGUGUCUUGA
Molecule: messenger RNA, 4955 nt
Organism: Silurus meridionalis
Lineage: Eukaryota; Metazoa; Chordata; Actinopteri; Siluriformes; Siluridae
Product: probable G-protein coupled receptor 21
Exons: 1
Coding region: 2399-3430 (343 amino acids)
Biological process (GO): G protein-coupled receptor signaling pathway
Cellular component (GO): membrane
Molecular function (GO): G protein-coupled receptor activity
Source: RefSeq, a predicted model, not a curated record